Molecule: messenger RNA, 1968 nt
Organism: Lachancea thermotolerans CBS 6340
Lineage: Eukaryota; Fungi; Ascomycota; Saccharomycetes; Saccharomycetales; Saccharomycetaceae
Gene: RTS1
Product: protein phosphatase 2A regulatory subunit RTS1
Exons: 2
Coding region: 1-1968 (655 amino acids)
Biological process (GO): signal transduction
Cellular component (GO): protein phosphatase type 2A complex
Molecular function (GO): protein phosphatase regulator activity
Source: RefSeq, a predicted model, not a curated record
AUGAUGCGAGGAUUCAAGCAAAAGCUGAUCAAAAAAACCACUGGAUCGUCAUCCUCUGGACAGAAGAAGAAAGACAAAGAGGAGGCGAAAAAGACCUCUUCAGGAACCAGUAGCCCCGGAAGCGCGAGCGGAACAUCGAAGUCAGCUGCCGAGAAGAAGUCGGCCUCGAGCUCCAGCUCCUCCAAGCAUACGAAGAGUAAAACGGCAACGAAUAACGGAUCUGAAAAAAAGAGCAACCCACCGCCGUCUUCGGCUCAAAAUGAUAGUCCUAAUGCAGCGCCUACGAGCAAAAACAAACUUGAGGUUAUGGGAAACAUAAACCAACCGUCACGGUCGUCCCAGCCCACUUUAAUCGCUGCAGCAGCUCUGCCUCCUUCGCCCACUACUGCCACCGUGUCUCUGGCAGUACCAGGAACACAAUCGUCCAAGGAACCUACCACUGCCAGUGGAAUUGAGAUUCCGAGAUCAUCGCAUUCUUUUGAACGUUUGCCCAAUGCUUCAAAGUUGAACCCUGAGGCGGACCUUGAUCUGAUAAAAACCCCGCAAAGACAUUCUUCCUCGCGGUUUGAGCCCUCACGUUACACUCAGAUUACAAAACUACCUCACUUUGAUGACGUUUCACCAGAAGAACAAAUUCCGUUAUUUAUUGCCAAAGUGGACCAGUGCAAUACCAUUUUUGACUUCGGUGACCCCAGUUUUGAUAUUCAGGGCAAAGAAAUAAAAAGAGUCACCCUUCAAGAAUUAAUAGAGUUUGUUGUUACAAACCGGUUUGCAUACACCGAAGAGAUGUAUGCUCAUGUUGUGAACAUGUUUAAAAACAACUUGUUCAGACCCAUACCGCCCCCAGUGAACCCCAUUGGAGACGUCUUCGACCCCGAUGAGGACGAACCUGUUAACGAGCUUGCGUGGCCUCACAUGCAGUGCAUUUACGAGUUCUUUCUGAGGUUUGUCGAGAGCCCUGAUUUCAACCAUCAAAUUGCCAAGCAGUAUAUUGACCAAGAUUUCAUUUUGAGAUUGUUGGAAUUAUUUGACAGUGAAGACAUUAGAGAAAGGGACUGUUUGAAAACCACCUUGCACCGUAUUUACGGCAAGUUCCUGAGCUUAAGAAGUUUUAUUCGUCGCUCAAUAAACAACAUUUUCUUGCAAUUUGUCUACGAGACCGAGAGAUUCAACGGUAUUGCGGAAUUGCUUGAGAUCUUGGGUUCUAUCAUCAACGGGUUCGCCUUGCCCUUGAAAGAAGAGCACAAAGUUUUCCUAGUUCGCGUAUUGAUGCCCUUGCACAAGGUCCGCUGCUUGUCGCUAUACCACCCGCAGUUAGCAUACUGUAUCGUGCAGUUUUUGGAGAAAGAGCCUCUCUUGACAGAGGAGGUGGUCAUGGGCCUUCUUCGCUACUGGCCCAAAAUCAACUCUACAAAGGAAAUUAUGUUCUUGAACGAAAUAGAAGAUAUUUUCGAGGUGAUAGAACCACUAGAGUUCAUAAAAGUUGAAGUGCCUUUGUUCGUCCAGGUGGCCAAGUGCAUUUCUUCAUCACAUUUCCAGGUCUCUGAGAAGGUGCUCAGCUACUGGAACAACGAGUACUUUCUGAAUCUCUGCAUCGAGAACGCGGAGGUCAUCUUGCCCAUUAUAUUCCCAGCGUUAUACGAGCUAACGUCACAACUAGACCUGGAGUCCCAGAGUGAUGAAAAUGGGCACCCUACGUCAGAUCCUUACGUUUUAGUCGAACAAGCCAUCAGUUCCGGCUCCUGGAACCGCGCUAUCCACGCAAUGGCCUUUAAGGCUCUCAAAAUAUUCUUGGAGACGAACCCGGUCCUUUAUGACAACUGCAACUCGUUGUAUUUGACAAGUGUCAAGGAGACGCAAAGGCGCAAAGUGGAACGCGAAGAAAAUUGGCAUAGGCUCGAAAGCUAUGUUGAAAAGCUCAAGAUCAGUGGCACUGCAGGAGGUGACGAAAGUUCUCCUCAAGACUGA